AUGAAUAAUCGCACUGUCAUCUCGGAGUUCUUCCUCCUCGGGCUGUCUGCUGAUCCUCGUGUUCAGGCUCUGCUCUUCGUACUCUUCCUGGGGAUCUACCUCCUGACCUUGAUGGGGAACUUGGUGAUGAUCCUGGUGAUCAGAGCGGAUUCUCACCUCCACACCCCAAUGUACUUCUUCCUCGGACAUCUGUCCUUCCUCGAUCUCUGCUUCUCCUCAGUCACCAUGCCCAGGAUGCUACAGAACUUCUUGUCUCAGACGAAAGGCAUCUCUGUGAGGGGCUGCAUCACCCAGAGUUUCUUUUUCCUUCUCUGCGGGUGUUCAGAAGCCAGUCUUCUCUCCGCCAUGGCUUAUGAUCGCUACGCUGCCAUCUGCCACCCUCUGCUCUACUCUGUGAUCAUGAACGGACCACUUUGCAUCACCAUGGUCAGUGCAGCAUGGGUGACUGGGUGUCUGAACUCACUGGUGAAUCAUCUUUUCAUCGACAAGUUACAUUUUUGUGGCUCCAACCUCAUCCCCCACUUCAGCUGUGAGCUGCCUUCAUUGUUCCCCCUGUCCUGCACGGAUCCUACGGCCAAUCAAUUGCUUCUGGCUGGGUCAAGUACAUUGCUAGGGCUGCUGACCCUUCCCCUGAUUCUCUUCUCUUACUCCAGGAUUCUCUCUGCCAUCCUGAGCAUUCGUUCCUCUGGGGGCCAAGGCAAAGCCUUCUCCACCUGUUCCUCCCACCUCACUAUGGUUCUCUUGUUUUAUGGGACAGCUCUAUUCAGGUACCUCAACCCUCCCUCUGGCUCCCUGCUGGAGCAAGUGGUGUCCAUUCAGUACAGUGUGAUCACCUCCUUGCUGAACCCUCUCAUCUACAGCCUCAAGAACCGGGAAGUGCAGGCAGCACUACAGAGGAUGCUGCGGCAGCCAGCAUGUUCCUUAGGGAAAUUUGUCGCUCUGUGGUGGUCAGUCAGAGAAGGGGGAGAAGCGCUCUUCAGAAAUGGAAACACCUUCCAAGGGAAAAAGACAUUUUAG
This is a messenger RNA of Echinops telfairi (small Madagascar hedgehog), 1017 nucleotides long. Its product is annotated as olfactory receptor 8S1-like. Gene Ontology annotation, biological process: G protein-coupled receptor signaling pathway. The record is from RefSeq and is a predicted model, not a curated record. The transcript has a single exon. Gene Ontology annotation, molecular function: olfactory receptor activity; G protein-coupled receptor activity. NCBI's taxonomy places the organism in Eukaryota, Metazoa, Chordata, Mammalia, Afrosoricida, Tenrecidae. The coding region runs from base 1 to 1017 and encodes 338 amino acids. Gene Ontology annotation, cellular component: membrane.